GAAUUCAAUCAGUUUCUAUUAUUGACUGACAUCACAGCUUCUUCCGGCUUCCGGCCCACUUAUAUAAGUUUUGGAAUCAACAUCAUGCCAGACCAGUCGCCAACCUUGCCUACAGAACACUUCUCCCGUUUGGAAGGUCUGAAACGACAAAGUGACCAACUUGCAAGUUUGAGCGCUAUGCUCCGGGAGCGGUCUGAAAGAUGCGAAUUGGGUUGUGAUUCUUAUGGUGCAGAGAAGGCCAAAGGAGUAGAUAAACGAUCACGGGAGCAAGACCGCGAGGAGGUCCAAGAGCAGUUAGCAAAGAUCAUGUCAAAGCUGGAUGAGCGUCGUUCUGGAGAGAAGACCCUUGUCCGCUCAUUCUUCCCACAACCAUACAGACUCACCGACUCUGCACCACCUCUAAAGAGGCAGCGUUUUCUAUCAAUUUCGCGACAGUCUUCGGUCCAGUCGUCCUCCCCAGCGAAAUCUACUCCAGAGCCACCUCUUGAUCUUCAGAAGGAGCGCGAGGCAUCGACUUUGCGUUUACUCGAUGUUUGGUCGCAGCUCGCAGAACGCUACACCCGAAGAUUAGAUGAAGAUGAUAUCGUGGACAUAAGGACGGGUGAGAUCGUCAAGGAUAACGGCGUCAUUCGAAAAUCGCGGAAAUUGGAGUUUGGUGCUGAAUUAGAGCCGAAAAACAAUAAAGAAAAAGAUGGAGCUGAUGCAGAAGAAGACGAGGACGAUAUCGACGAACUCGACCUUUUUGCUCAAGAAAACGGAGAAUCUGAUGAGGUGCACUCAGAUAUGGAUGGAAGAAGGGUGCCACCGGUGGCUCCUCUAGACCCCCGUGAUGCAGAGGACUUGAGACAGUUCUUGGAGGCUGAGAGAAUUCGGAAGGAGGCUUGUGGAAGCGAACCCGAGGACGAUAUCGAAAGCACUCCAUCUUUCGAGGAGGAGGAUGAACAGGGGGAUACCAGCGACUCCGAGAGGCCUACCUCUGAUGAUGCCGAGGAAGUGGACGAAGACGAGUCGAGGCAAAAGGGGGGAAAUGAGCAGGACGACAGGCCUAAUGAUCCACCUUGGGAUCAUUCUUUGGCUGUGGUUGACGACUUAAGCUCCGACGAUGAACUCAAUAACUGGGAGGUGACCAAAGCAAGUAUCGUCUAUCCAAAUCCAACUACGAAGAAAGAGAACGCAGACCGUAUAGUCCCACCAAGUGACAGCGACAGUGAUGUUGAAAUAAUUGAGCCUCCCAUUCCUACGAAGGCUUCUCGAACUCCGAAAUUCAUCAAAGAGCCGUCGCGGACACAGCUACAAACUCCUCCGUAUUCCAAAUCUUCCGAGGAUACAGAUAUCGGUUGCUCAAGUUAUCUUGUUCAACCAUCAGCCAGUCCCCCACCAACAUUAUCUUCACCCGCCUCACAUUCGAAAGCCUUUCCACCCAAGCGGGGUCGGGGGAGACCCCGAUUAAAAUCUAGUGCCCCCUUGGACUCAGCAGAAGAUAAAAUCCCCAUUCCGCGUAUUGACCUGGCGAAAUUGUCAAAGGACAACGCUCAGAAGAGAUUGUCAAAGAAAACGACAGCGGAGGUUCUAAAUUCAAAAAACGUACCAAGGCCUGAGCUUGAAAUUUCACCCCAAAAGGUCCCUCGACUGAUACCGGAAGUGGUGAUCGUAAAGCGACGCUCCUUUGGUCAGGAAAUUAGACCAACCCAUGCAGCCAGCAACGUCGAUGGCAAAAAUGAGGUGCCACCGUCAAAGAACGGUAAAGGCAAAGAAAAGGAAAUUGCGCCCGAUGUUCGCAAACGCCGUCAUAAGACCCCGAUUCAGCCUGAUAUUCCUGGGGAGUAUCAAGAAGAGGACGAUGACCCCAUUAUCAAGCUCUCAUCUUCCUCGGCGGGGCCAUCGAAAAUGAAAAUACAGUCUUCCAAUGGAAUACGAGCUGUUAACAAAUGUCACAGCCCUGUUCCAGGAUCGGCUGAAUCCCACAAAGAGGAAGUUGAGAUGCCAGUACCAGCCGACACGAGAUCUGGUCCAUCACGGCCAUCGGGUUCAGAAACCAGUCCGAGGAAGCGGAAACGUGUCGUCUCCUCGUCUGAGGGCGAUGCAUUACAGGAUGAGACUACCCCGUCGACAGUGGAACCAAAGGCUGCCAAAUCGAAGUCAAGCAAGCAGCAUAGGGAACUACCGCCUCCCCAUCACAAGCUAGCGUCCAAGUCAGACUCUGAAUCCCCUUCUGAUUCGGAGGUCAAACGGAGGGAUACCCAGAAGUCUGGCCAAAAACGACGAUCAAAGUCAACAUCCAGGCGGUCUCCUUCUGCCUCUGGCUCAACCCCCCCUGAAGUUCCUUCUGGUUCGGAGGUCAAACGGAGGGAUGCCCAGAAUUCUGGCCAAAAACGACGUUCGAAAUCAAAACCUAGGCGGUCGCCUUCUGCCUCUGGCUCAAACUCUGAAUCAGAGCACUCUGACACCAGCAUGCAUUCUCGAGCCGGUCGCUGUUCGAAAUCACAUCUGAGCUCCUUUCCGCCCCCGUUUUACCCAUAUCCAUUACCUAUGUACCCGCCACCUCACCCUCAUACCCAACCCUCCAAUGUUUUCUCACCCAUACCAGAUCCGCGUGCACAAUUUAUAAUUUCACAAGCAAUGCACCAAUUGUCCGCACUUGUAGGCGGGCCCUGGCCCGCGCCUGGGGUUCCAUACACCCCUUCUCGCCGCCGUGACCAAGGUCAUCAACCCAUGUAUAUCACACCCACUCACCACCCGCAUCCUUACACGUAUGCGUAUAACCCUGAAUUCUCAAAUGCGACUGCGCCUCCUGAUACUCCUGAAGCCAUGUCGUCGCCAGGUGAACCGAAAGAAAACGGUCGGAGAAAGUCAUUGGUUGAACGAAGCAAAUCCAGAGGGAGGAGGGUUUCCUUCAAAAUUGAACGCGAGGACGUUGAUGAAGACGCUAUGGAUAUUUAUUCCAGUCCGACGGGUAACAACGCGAAUCGUGGGAUGUCGGAGCGGGGACAUAGUUCUGAAAGUGAUGAACCGUCACCUUCACAGGUCAAAACAGAGGGGAAGGGGAAGGAGAGGAAACAAAGAUCGGGGAUUGUUGAAUCCAAACCCAAACAUGGGCUCGAGGGUGGAAAAGAUGGGUCAGUACAGAGAGUGCUCUUUAAUAGAGGGCAAACCCCAGGACCGUCGACGCGAGACAAAUCCGACGACUCGGCGCAUGAGCCUAGCAUUUCCAAGAAAGCAGCGGCGACUGACAGAGGACACUUUGACGUGGCAUGUCUCCAGAUUGAGCAUAUCCAAUUUCGCGUUCAUCGAUACUUUUUUGAAAGAGAGUCUCUAUACUUCCGGAAUUAUCUGACGGUUCCAGCCUCGCCUGGUGCCGUUCGUACAGGUGUCAAUGAUUCAAAUGCGAUUGUUCUCGAAGAGGUCAAGCCGGCGGAAUUUGAGCUAUUUUUGUGGGUAUUUUAUAACCCACGAUACUCCCUGUACAACCGAACGGUUGAGGAAUGGGAAAUCAUUUUAAAACUUGCUCAUCGGUGGACCUUCCCUGAGGUCAAGAACCUGGCGGUACGGCAGCUCGAGAAGCUCGAGUUCCCUGAUCUUGACCGCAUUGCCAUCUACCAAGAAAAUGCCGUCGAUCGUAGGCUCCUUGUCCCAUGCUUUGCCCGGCUCUGUGAACGUGAAGAGCCCUUGACCCUACCAGAGGGCAUGAAGCUUGGCAUGGAAACAACGCUGAUGAUUGCGUGCGCCCGCGAGGUUUCCAGGGGGAGUGUGUCCCCAACUGGUGCACGAAGCCCUACCUCGGCUCAUGUCCACGGCAACGAAUUACAUGCCAUCGUUUGCGAUCUCUUCAAGAUCGAGCCUCAACCUGAGACUCCAAAUGGUGAUGAAAAAGCUACUACUCCUCUGCCAGGAACCAAGGAACCCAAGACCCCCGUUAAUACCUCAGCAACCAGUCAAGCCAGUCACCAAGAAGACAGCAACAAGGUUAACGGCACAGCCAAAGGAAAAGACCCAAUACCCCCUCAAGGGGAGGGAAAGGCAACAGGGGCGGUAGAGGUGGCAAAGGCAGAGGCGGGGGUUAAGGAAGCGUCGCUGGUCGACGCCAAAGCGGAGGGGGAAGACAACGGAGCGACGAACGGGGAGGUGAAGGAUGGAGGGGUGAAGAGCGAGAUCAUGGAUGUUUUAGAAAGCGGAGCGACGUCAGAGGGGGACGUGGCGGGCGGUGGUGGGCGCGGGGUCGCCAGUGAUGCAGCGGUGGCAGAUGUGACGAAUGCGGGGAACGGAGAGACCAAGACGAGUGAUGACGAGGAUGUGGUCACGAAAAUCGACUUGGCCCAAACGCCGUUGAAUAAUGCCCUUUCUGGAUUGGACAAUAGUUCUCCUGUUGUUGCCACCACUGACCCAACCAUGCCUACCAAUGAUACCUCACCACCUGCUGGCAGCGACUCAAAUGAACUUCUGAUUGAUAUUACUGGUACUGACGGGGACAAGUCACUGUCGCAGGGUCAAAUCCCUUCUACUUCUGGAGUCACACCCGGAUUUGAAUCUUCAAACUCGGAUGAAGUUGCGACUUCAACGGCCAACUCGCUUUGGGGUGAUCCUUGGUCUUGAUAUCCUUUUCCUUUCCUAAACACUUGUAUAACAUACCAUUCGAUACGCUCAUGCUUGUACACAGGACAGACCAUUCACGCGACUACUUACGACAUGUAUGCCCUC
Laccaria bicolor S238N-H82 is the source of this 4695-nucleotide messenger RNA. RefSeq lists its product as uncharacterized. The record is from RefSeq and is a predicted model, not a curated record. The coding region runs from base 85 to 4590 and encodes 1501 amino acids. Gene Ontology annotation, molecular function: histone binding; protein heterodimerization activity. NCBI's taxonomy places the organism in Eukaryota, Fungi, Basidiomycota, Agaricomycetes, Agaricales, Hydnangiaceae. Gene Ontology annotation, cellular component: nucleus. The transcript has 9 exons.